Messenger RNA from Lactuca sativa (garden lettuce), 1903 nucleotides. RefSeq names its product heat stress transcription factor A-3. Gene Ontology annotation, molecular function: DNA-binding transcription factor activity; RNA polymerase II cis-regulatory region sequence-specific DNA binding. Gene Ontology annotation, biological process: cellular response to heat; regulation of transcription by RNA polymerase II. Gene Ontology annotation, cellular component: nucleus. The record is from RefSeq and is a predicted model, not a curated record. Lineage: Eukaryota; Viridiplantae; Streptophyta; Magnoliopsida; Asterales; Asteraceae.
GACCAAAGCCCCAUGGCCGGGCCCAUCCAAGAGUACACCAGAUUUCUCCCGACUCCCAAAAUCCAAUUGGCUAAUUUAAAGCCUUAAAUUCCAAGUAACAAAACGACGCCAUAUUAAAAACUGUCGUCAACCGUUAGAAAAAAUCCACCUGCAACAAAAAAUAUCUGCCGACCCUUCCUCUCCGAAACUUCUCCGGACGAACAUGAACAGUAUCAUUCCUCCACCGCCUUUCUCAAGAUAUUUAUCAAACACCUUGUCUGCACUACAUGCCUAUAUAUACAUGGCUCAAUUCUACUAUCACUCCUCAGUCAUCACCCACCAUUUUCAUCGUCGUCUUCUUCAUUUCAACCGAUGGAUCAUCGUCCCUAUAAACGCUCACUUUCAUCUCCUUCGUAUCUUCGCCCACAUGGGUCUCAUCCGUUACGAUUCGAAAAUGCUGUCGUAGAGAUUGAAGAAGGGGAUGUUCAUCAUCUCCCCCAACCUCUCGAUUGUUUAAUCGGGACACCAAUUCCGCCUUUUUUGUCAAAGACCUAUGAUUUGGUGGAUGACCCGAGAUUAAACCAGAUCAUCUCAUGGAGCGAUAAUGGUGCAAGCUUCAUUGUGUGGGACCCAGUGGAGUUCGCAAGGGUAAUCUUGCCAAGAAAUUUCAAGCACAACAAUCUUUCAAGCUUUGUGAGACAACUUAACACAUAUGGUUUUCGCAAGAUUGAUACAGACAGGUGGGAAUUCGCGUGUGAAAGCUUCUUAAAAGGAAAAAGGCAUCUCUUGAAGAACAUCAAGAGGCGCAAAUCACAACAGACUGAAGAAUGGAAUUCGAAUUCCAAUUCCAUUGAAAACGAGGUGGAAAGAUUACAGAAAGAGAAGAUGGAAAUGAUGCAAGAGGUAAUCAACCUACAACAACAGCAACGUGGGACACAUGAAUAUAUGGAAUCAGUGAAUGAAAAGCUUCAAGCUGCUGAAAACAGACAAAAGCUUAUGAUUUCAUCUUUGGCUAAAGCUUUCAAGAUUCCAACACUGUUAAGGAAUCACAUUUCUUCUCAAAGAAGGGUUCGUAAGUUUGUGAAGCAUCAAUCCCAUGAUCAGGAUCUUGGAUUUGAUCCAAUUCCGGUUGAUGACAAUGUUCGGAAUCCCGAUUCCGAUUCCGGUUUAAAAAGUAUUGAUUUACAUGAACUCGGUCAACCCAAAGAUUUGACUAGAGAGAGCAAUGUUGUUCUUGAUGUUAAACAGGAAGAUAUUUGGAGCUUGGAUUUUGAAACGAUUGCUGGAAUUACUCAUUCCAAUGACUGGAAUGAUGUUGGAAUUCCUCAUUCCGAUGAAUUGGCGGAGUUUGGUGGUGGAGAUUUUUCUGAUUUCUGGGAUUUAGCAGCUUCUGGUGGUGAACAUGGUGAAACUAGCAAAAACCAAUACGGGUUUUGAAUCAUAGGAGUUUUGAAACUGAUAAAAAUGAUUAUUAUUAUUAUUAUCCAAUAAUUUAAUUUAAAUCUGCAUAUUUUGCAGUUUACUUAUAUUUAUUACUGAAAGCACAUGCUUUUUUUUGUUGCAUGUUUCUUCACAAAUUGAAAUAAUUUUUAUUUGGGGAGGUGAUUUGUUUAUAAAUAAGUUUAUUGGGUUAACAAUGAUUUUUUUAUUUUUUUUGUUGUGUGAAUAUAAUCUUACUGUUUUGUUGUUCUUUUUCCAGGUUUGCUCAUGAAGAUGCAGUCUAGGGUUUGUGGAGGGAAAAACUUCUUGAACAAAUUGCACAAUAGUUCAAUAGUUCAAGAACAAUAUUUUUCCAACAAACAAUCACAAUAUUUAAACACGUGGAGGUUUGAUUCACUAAAAACAAUAAAUUGAAAUGUAGAUUUGAAAUUGUGUGUACAAUAUUUGCAAUCUUGAUAUCUUGAACUCAGAGGAGAAUAUGGAU